CUCAGUUUAACAGUUUACCGAUCAUGAAUCUGCCUGCCGAAAUUGUGGCGCGUAUUGUUGACGAGCUCCGCGAUCAUUCCAAGGCUCUCGCGCAGUGCGCUCUGACCAAUCACUCAUGGCUGUCCUAUGCGCGGAAGGUCCUCUACCACACGGUAACGCUGAGCAGCGAGAAGCGAGCGCAACAUUUCUGCAGCCUCAUCCACAAAAACUUGGAGAUCACAAACUGCGUUCGAGUCCUGAAGUUCAACGUCUAUUCGUACUACAUGUCGCAAAAGCAGUACACAUCUCAGGGCCUGCAGGGCUGGGUCCCUUCUACCGCCGCACUCCUUGCGUCCCGGCUGCCUAGCGUUUCUACCAUUCAUUUCGAAUAUAUACAGUGGCAAAUACUCCAUGGCUUCGAUCGGAACCUCCUCGAUGCAUUGUCAGACUUCGCUAAAGUCAGAACAGUUCGCUUCUGGGCUUGCACUUUUGCGACUUUCGCAGAAUUCGAAGAUAUCCUGCUUGCGCUACCUGCGUUGAGAAGACUACAGCUAGACAGCAUCUCGUGGGGGCAGCCACUUACGAAACCGCCGUACACGUUACGGCUAGACAGCCUCAGCACGUCGGCCCACUAUUCGCUCCAAGCACUGUGCCAAUGGCUGGACAAGAUCCAGGCGCACACGACCCUCUACGAGCUCGAACUCGAUCAUCUCUACGACGAAGAUGACCUCCGCUACGCAGGCAAAAUUCUAUCAAAGUUGGAUACCACUCUCCAAAGCUUGACGAUCUGCUGCCGGUUCUCGUGUGAUGGCUAUAGCAGACUGCAAGACAUUGGCCAAUGGCUCCGCAUCGAACGCAGCACGGCACUGAGGACGCUGCGCAUUCGAGUUUACGACCUCGUUCCGGAAUAUAUGCAUUGGAUAACAAAACUUUUACGCCUCAUCGAAGCACCUAAUCUCACGACACUGGUCUUCGACGUCUGCCUCUUCAUGCCCAGCCAAACAUACGGAGAAGUUUGGGACGACAUCGCGUGGCUGCUCUCAGAGUCUCCGCGAUAUGCUUCUCUACGGCGCGUGCGAUUUGUCCACCGCGGGCCUCUGAUGAUGGAAAUCGCUGCUGCGGCGCUGUGUCGACAGUUUCCGAUACUUCACUUGCGCGGCGUCUUAGAGGCAGAGGACCAGCGAAACCCUGAUCUCUUGACCUGUGCCAUUUGA
Phanerochaete carnosa HHB-10118-sp is the source of this 1193-nucleotide messenger RNA. RefSeq lists its product as uncharacterized. The record is from RefSeq and is a predicted model, not a curated record. Bases 24 to 1193 code for a protein of 389 amino acids. Lineage: Eukaryota; Fungi; Basidiomycota; Agaricomycetes; Polyporales; Phanerochaetaceae. The transcript is spliced from 3 exons.